Messenger RNA from Neopelma chrysocephalum (saffron-crested tyrant-manakin), 2027 nucleotides. RefSeq names its product ephrin-A3-like. The record is from RefSeq and is a predicted model, not a curated record. NCBI's taxonomy places the organism in Eukaryota, Metazoa, Chordata, Aves, Passeriformes, Pipridae. The transcript has 4 exons. Gene Ontology annotation, biological process: axon guidance; ephrin receptor signaling pathway. Gene Ontology annotation, cellular component: plasma membrane. Bases 725 to 1342 code for a protein of 205 amino acids. Gene Ontology annotation, molecular function: ephrin receptor binding.
GCUCGGUGCCGAGCCAGCGCCGGGUGGUAAUUAAUUGGCAGGAGCAGCGGGUCAGCGCGGCGGCGAGGAUUACCGAGGCCGGGAUUUCCGUCGGGCGCGGAUUAGGAGCCAGCGGAGCCUCUCCUGAGUGGAUCUGAGGGGAUUGCUGCUCCUAAUCAAUGUAAAUGAGGCUCCCCCAGGGCCACCCUUUACGGCAUUAACGAACUAACGGGAUUAGCCAGAGCGGGGUGAGAAAUCCUGGCUCCGAGCUGCCGCGCGUGCCAGGGCCGUGGUGGGCGGCCGCGGUGGGUCGGCUCUGGGCUGCUGGAGGCAGGGAAUGCCAGGGAAUGCCGGGGUUCCAUGCAUACCCAGUGGCUGCAUGCCACGGGGACCGUGCUGCCCGCAGGACCCCGAUGCCCCUCUGGGUCUGUCUGUCCAUCGUGCUGUGUCUGUCUCCUCCUUGAGGCUGCUGGCACAUUCCCAGCAGGACCUGGCAGUGCCGUCACGUGUGCCUGUGCUCUUGCCCAGCCCACCCGUGCAUGUGGCUUGACAACAGAUCUUCUCCCACCCCAGUCCGCUCGUGCCCCCGGGGAUGUUGAUUCUGCUCCACAGGUCCGUGAGGCUGCACAGCCCCGCUGCGUCGGGGGCUCCACACAGAGGCUGAGCAGGGGGUGCUGCUGCUCCUGGAAUCCCCACUCGACAACUCGCUCCUUGUCCAGCCUCCGGGUCCCCAUGGAGGAGGGGGAUGGUGCCUGGGGAGGUGCAGGGCGUGUCUCUGACCCCCCCCAUCCCCUCCUUCCCUUGCAGCCUGCGGCGGGAGGGCUACACAGUGCAGGUGAACGUCAACGACUACCUGGACAUCUACUGCCCGCACUACAACGCCUCGGUGCCCGAGCACCGGCUGGAGCAGUACGUGCUGUACAUGGUGAACGCGGAGGGGUAUCGCACCUGCAACACCAGCCAGGGCUUCAAGCGCUGGGAGUGCAACCGGCCCCACGCGCCCCACAGCCCCAUCAAGUUCUCGGAGAAGUUCCAGCGCUACAGCGCCUUCUCACUGGGCUACGAGUUCCGUGCGGGGCAGGAGUACUACUACAUCUCCACACCAACACACAACCACCGCCGGGCCUGCCUGAAGAUGAAGGUGUUUGUCUGCUGCGCCUCCACGUCACACUCCGGGGAGAAGCUGGCGCCCACCCUGCCCCAGUUCACCCUGCGGCCCGAGGUGAAGAUCGAGGACCUGGAAAACUUCAACCCGGAGAUGCCGAAGCUGGAGAAGAGCAUCAGCGGCACCAGCCCCAAGCGGGAACACUUGCCCCUGGCCGUGGCCGCCGCGCUCUUCCUCAUGACCCUGUUGGCCUCGUAGCUCCCGGCGCCCGCGGGGGCCCGGCCAGCGCCGCUCUGCCGAGUGCGGCCCCCCCGACCUGCCGCCCCUCCUGAGAGCCAGCGGGGGAACCACCGCGGGACCACCCCCCCUGCCUGGAGAGCCGCCCGCAGAGCUGCCCCGCGGGGCAGGGAUCGUGGCACGCGCCGAUCCCGACCGGACUCGCCUCCCACCCUGCCAACGGGGGCGGCCACGUCCGCGGGGACGGGCUGAGUGCGCCGCACCUCCCGCCGACACCGUCCUGUGCCGUGGGGUCCUGCCCGCAGCCCACCCAGUGCCCCGCGGCUGCCCCGGGGCCGGGGGGCAGCUCCAAGAGGGGGAGCCUGGUGAGGGCAGGGACCCCCCAGGGCCGGGCAGCCUGUACAUACCCAUAUCGAUCUAUACAUACUGUACAGAGAGCGACUACAGAGAUAUAUCUAUACUGUACCAUAGGCAGCGGCGCCGGCCCCGGGCUGGCUUGUACAUAGUCGAACGUGUUGGAUUUUCCUCGUCUUCUGUGAAGACCUGACCUAUGCAAACGCACAGACACUUUUUGGGGAAAAACAAAACAGAUCAAAACAAAACAAAACAAAAAAAAACAACAAAAAAGAAACAUUCUCAACCUUUUUUUCAAGUGCUUUGGCUGGUGAUUUUCAUAUUCUGCUCUUAGUCUAUUAAAAAAAAAAUA